Messenger RNA from Moesziomyces antarcticus, 3084 nucleotides. RefSeq lists its product as uncharacterized. The record is from RefSeq and is a predicted model, not a curated record. Gene Ontology annotation, biological process: regulation of DNA-templated transcription. Gene Ontology annotation, molecular function: sequence-specific DNA binding; zinc ion binding. The transcript has a single exon. The coding region runs from base 1 to 3084 and encodes 1027 amino acids. Lineage: Eukaryota; Fungi; Basidiomycota; Ustilaginomycetes; Ustilaginales; Ustilaginaceae.
AUGGCGACGCAUACCCAAGUCGACAUGCUCGUCGACCCUUCCUCGUCCAUAUCGGAACCUACAUCCUCCUUACCACUCUCUGGCGACACACAAAUCAUGGAUCCGCAGACACCACCACUCGCCCCAGCCACGCAGCCCUCAGCAGACGCCCUCGCAGUUCCAGCCAACGUCGAUGCAGCCGACGACGUGACCAUGGCUUCCCUGCAGGUGCCCGACGAAGCAGCUCUUGCUGCAGCUGCAGCUGCUAUGGCCGCUGCGGCCGCAGCUCAGGUGACCUCCAACGGCGCGGCUCAGCACGACGCGGCCUCCAGCGGCAUCAACGGCACCGACGAUCUCAACUCGUACUUGCUUGCCGCUGCCGCCGCCUCGGUCCAUGCUCAGCAGCAAAACAACCCCGACGAGCGCGCCGCAGCAUCUGAAGACAGCUUCGACUCGACAGCAACCCCCAUACCCAACAGCAGCAUCUACACCAAUGCCACCUCGGUCAACGGUGCCGACGACGACGACUCGCGCUCGGCCAUCGUCAGUCAGUGCCGCAGGUACACCGACGACCCGACGCCGUUCCCGCUCAGCAUCGGCAAGCGCACACCAGGAGGCUGCGCCGAGCUUUUCCAGGCCCACCCGCAGUCGGCCGCACAGACGCUGCAAACCCUGCCUCUCACCGAAGCCAACGUGGAUCUCGGCAAGACGCGCUGCUACUGGGCACUGCUCUCAGCGGACCACUCCCAGGGCAACGGUCCUACGGGCGAGAAGCUCCACUUUGUCUAUCUCGACCCCGUGCUGCAGCAGCACAUGGCCGAGCAGGCCGAGCGUCUGGUCGGCUCCGACUUUUACGACUAUGUGCACCCCGAGGAGCGCGACCGCGUGUGCGACGACAUGCACAAGAUCGUCGAAAGCCGCACGCUUUUCGGCAGCGUGACGCGCUGUCGCUUCUCGCGCGUGCCGCGCAUCCGCGAGCUGCUCGGCGCCGUCGAGCCGCCGCGCGACCCGGAAGCAGACAGGUACGUCGAAGACGACAGCUUCGUCGCCAUCGACAUUGUCAUCAACUGGAUCGGCGACGGCAUGCUGCUCUGCUUCUUCCAUGCCAUCAUCGACAAGGCGCUCGAGGACAACGACGAGCAGCACAAGUCCGACUGGACCAACUGGUGCGGCACCCCGGGCCCGAGCUUCACGCUCCGCCAGUGCGACGUGCUGUGGAAGCAGGUCAAGGCCGUGCCCCGCGAGCCUGUGCCCGAGUCCGGACCGGUGCACGUCUUCCAGAUCAUCGAGGCGCACGGCGACAGAAAGGUGCUGCUCAGCUGGCCGCCGCCGCGCUUCUUCCCGCGCGAGAUCGAGGCGGGCCCCAACUCGGACACGGCGACGUACAACGAUGCCGCGUACUUUGCCGAUGACUUUGCGCGGCUGGCGCAGGGCGUUUCGAUUGCGCCUGGGUCGUCGUCGCUGUCGGACGCCAACACGAGCUGCACCCGACGCUUCCGCGCCAAGCACACGCUCACCACCGAGGGCAAGGUGCGCAGCAUCGAGAGCGUCCUCAUCCCCUACGGCGGCGUCAUCCUCGCGUGCUUCCACACCACAUUCCAGCAGCAGCUCCCGCCAGCCGAUCCCAAGCUUGUCACUCCCAACGUUCAUUCGAACGACGCACGACGCAAGGCUGAAGAUGACGGCGUGCACGCCUCGCCGAACAAGCGCGCCAAGACCGAGCCCGAGGCGUCCGACAAGGUCGGUGCGGCCGCCGCGGCGCAGCCUCGAGCGCCGUCGACGCCAGCCACCAACGGCUCGCGCACGCCGACGGCCAAGGCCGCCAACGGCCACAUGGCCAAGACGCCGAGCAAGUACAGCAAGCCGACGUCCAAGGCGGAAGGGCUGGCGGCGCUGGCCAACCCGAGCCUGAUGUACACCAAUGCGCCCGCCAAAGCGCCAAGCACACCUGCUGCUGCGGCGCGGCCGGCUGCAGCUGCGCAGACGCCGCGCGAGGCGACGGGUGCGACGGCAUCGCCCAGUGCCAGCGACUCGCCUGGUGGCGGUGUCAACAAGGCAUGCACGGGCUGCGGCAAGAUCAACAGCCCCGAGUGGCGACGUGGGCCGACGGGGCACAAGACGCUGUGCAACGCGUGCGGCCUGCGGUACGCGCGCUCGCUCACGCGCCGCAAGAAGAAGAAGGGCAAGGACGGCGAGGUGGAGUUCAUCGAGCCCACGGGCGAUCCGAGCGUGGUGCCCAAGAGCCGCGGCGGAGGCGGCGGAAGCUUACCUGGCGUGCAUCGCAAGAACAGCAAAAAGAGGAAGGAGGAAGAGGCGGCCAAGGCGGCUGCGGUUGCAGCGGUGGGCACCGAGCAUGCCGUGACUCCAGGCGCGACCGCGAGUCCGUCUUCGAUCGAGGGAACGCAGAGUCCGGCAGGCUCGACGCCCGCAAAGCGCGAGGUGCCGGCUGGAGAUGCAGCCAAGUCGCAGCCAGCCACGGCUCCCGCUGCUGCCGUCAAGGUCGAAGCGGACGCAACGCCGGUCAGCGCGAAUGGAGCUGUGGCGGUGUCGACGCCGGCAGCGGUGACGAGCACGGCCGAGACAGGCGCGGGUGCAGGAGACGCGGAUGCGGCGCACUCGAUUGCAGUCUCGAUCGCACUCGAUGCCAUCGCACAGGCCACAUCGGCCGUGCCCGCCGUGGAUGCCAACGCGCUGCCGCUUCCCGUCUCGCAUGCGAUCAGCCGUGCGAUUGCGGCUACCAUCGGUAGCACCACCGGCGGUACGGGCGCGCACCUCACUUCGCAAUCGCUGCCUGCGUCCGAUGCGGCGGUGGCUAGUGUACCCGCAGUGUCUGUACCCGCAACAUCUGGCGAUCCGGAUUUGGACCCGAGCGUGAGCGCAGCGGCACUGCAGACGAUCGAGUCGGUGGUGUCCGAGGCACUGUACAAGCAGCUCGUCCAGUCGAGUCUGCCGCAAACACCGCCAGCGGACAAGAACGAGGCGUUCAAUCACGGCCUGGGAGGCGAACAGCAACCGAUUGACCUGGCCCAAGUGCUUACCGCCGACGCCAUUCGUGCCGCAGCUCAGGCUGCAGUCGCACACGGCGUCGCAGAUGAGUCGCAGUGA